This is a messenger RNA of Linum tenue, 4779 nucleotides long. Lineage: Eukaryota; Viridiplantae; Streptophyta; Magnoliopsida; Malpighiales; Linaceae. The record is from the annotation of a GenBank genome assembly.
AUGGACCAGAAGACCAUUUCCAAGCAGCUAAUCUCAUCCGUCGCAACCUUCAUCACCACCCAACUAACCAACAAGGAGAAGCGACUCCAGCACAAAGACCACUGCGCCGAGCGCUUGUCCGCCAAAGAUGGCGCCUCCACCAACGCCGACGACCAAGCCGAGGUCCGAUACUCCGAUCAGGCCGUGCUGGCCAACUUGGAUUGGGGGAUGGAAGCCCUCGAAGAAGCCAUCGGAACCUCCAACAGGGAAACCAAACUCGCCCGGUUGGAAUACGCCGAGAAGCUCCUCCAGGUCUGCGCCAUGCUCGAUUGCAGCCAGACCACCGCCGGCGUCCCCAACUUCUACCUCUCCGCCUGGGCCCACCUCAACCUCGCUUACCUCUGGAAGCUGCGCGGCAGCUCCCACAAGGCGUUACACCAUGUGAUGGACAUGUUCGUGAUCGACCCUUUCUUCUCCAGGGUCGAUUUCGCUCCCGAGCUCUGGCAGGAGCUGUUUCUCCCCCACAUGGGCCCCGUCGCGGCGUGGUACUCCCAGGGGAGAAACAAGAUAGUGAUGGAGGUGGUCCCCGAUUCCGCGGACCUGUCGUUCACGGCGGAUUUGGAUCAGUUCUUGAACGAGGAGUUUCUGUACUCCAUGACGCCAGAGCAGAUCGAGGUGGUGCAGAGGUUGGAGCAGGUUUAUGGGGAGUCGUUGGAUGAGAACACUAGGGCGUUUGCUAGGUACUUUAUGGAAUGUGUCAAUUUCGAUUCUUCCUCGCCGCCGGGGAGCAGGAGGAUGGUGGCGCCGCCGGUGAUGCCGGUUGCUGAGCCUCCGGUGAUGAGUCAUGUUAUGAGGACCAAAAAUGGCGGCCAGCAAUCCACCAGCCGGCCAGGGUUUUCCACAUUUUUAAGAACAGAGUCGAACUUGUUGGGUGUUCGGGAGCCAAUUCUUGAAGAGGACGAAGAAGAAGAAGAAGAUCUGGAGCCCGAAACGAACCAGAAACAACCGGGUCCCGGGCGCAGGGAAGCUGGGCAGAGCGCUGUCCGAUCAUCAAGGCCAUCUCCUGGAGCUUCUCCUCGGACUCUGUCUUGUUCUUCAUCUUCAUCAUCUUAUUCUUCUUCUCCUUCUCCAAACCCGGCAUUGCGGCUUCUUCGUACUCAAACCAGAGGUUCCUCUGUUUCCAACUCCUCCCCUGGCUCGCCAACCAUCCACAGCGACACCAGCUUCAGCUCGCCAAGAUCGGACGUCGAUGGAUCGUCUCAGGACUUGAGGAGAAGUGGUAAUGAAAGGAAUGGUCGAAUAAGAAACAUGAGUUAUGAAACUCUCAAUAAUCCCUGCUUUGAAAACAGCUCAGCGAACGACUUGGACGAUGGAAACCAGAGCUGCAUCUCGAUACCGAUCUCCGACAAGUUGAGUUCAUUACGGACGCGGCCACCGAAGGAUUUCGUCUGCCCGAUCACCGGAAUGUUGUUCAACGAUCCGGUGACACUAGAGACAGGGCAGACCUACGAGAGGAAAGCAAUUCAAGAGUGGCUGCAGACGGGGAACGCCACGUGUCCUAUCACACGGCAGCCACUCUCCGCGAACUCCUUGCCCAAAACCAACUACGUCCUGAAACGGCUCAUCACUUCAUGGAAAGAGCAGCACCCCGAUCUUGCCCACGAGUUCUCUUACUCCGAGACCCCUAAAGCCAGCCCUGCUCCGCAAGCUAAAGAAAACUCACAAGCCUCUAAUCCUAAUUCCGCAAGGACGAUCAAGAGUAGCGAAAAUCGACAGAGGGCGACAAGAUUCGGAGCGACAGCGACAGUGUCCGAUUCCCCAACCAGCGUGCUCUCCCAAGCUGCGAUCGAUACGAUCCUCAACGGUUUGAAGCCUUACAUUUCUUGUUUGUGCACGUCGGAUAAUCUUCAGGAUUGUGAGUCGGCUGUGGUGGCGAUAGCCAGGCUUUGGAAAGACGCCAGGGGAGAUCCAACAAUCCAGAUCUACCUGUCGAAGCCCACAGUGGUCAAUGGAUUUGUGGAAGUCCUCUCAGCUUCUCUGGACCGAGAAGUUCUGAAGCUGUCAAUCUUUCUCCUCUCGGAGUUGAUGUUCGUGGACGAGAGCGUCGCGAGGACUCUGACCAAUGUGGACUCCGAUUUCGACUGCCUAGCGGCCUUGUUGAAAAAUGGGUUGUCAGAAGCUGCCGUUCUCGUAUACCAGCUCAGGCCGAGCUAUGCUCAGCUCUCGUCGCACGACUUCAUACCGUCGAUCGUGCAGUUGAUCAUGCGGAAGAAGAGUAAAGAAUCCGAUGAUGUUGAGCUAGUGUUGGAUCCAGUAGAUGCAUCCAUUGCGAUGUUGGAGGUUUUGCUGACGGAAGGGGAUGAAAGUACUAGGGUGGCUAAUGCUACGAGUGUGAUUAGCUCCCAUGGGAUUCCUGCGCUGGUCAAGUGUCUGGAGAGGGCAGAGAGCAGGAACUCUGUGGUAUCCAUACUUUUCUGUUGCAUGAAUGCAGAUAAAAGCUGCCGGAAUUUGAUCGCUAAGAGGAUAGAACUCUCUCCUGUCCUCGAACUGUUCCAUUCUGGUGCGGAUAGCGUGAAAGCCAAGUGCAUAGAUUUCCUAGCCGAACUCGUGAGGCUAAACAGGAGGAACUCUUGCAAUCAGAUUUUGAAGAUAAUCAGGGACGAGGGAGCAUUCAGCACGAUGCACACAUUUCUGGUGUACCUUCAAAUGGCCCCAAUGGAACAACAACCUGCAAUUGCUACUCUUUUGCUUCAGCUCGAUCUACUAGUUGAGCCUCGUAAGAUGAGCAUAUAUAGAGAGGAAGCUGUGGAGGCACUAAUUGAAGCACUUCAAAGAAAGGACUUCGCCAGCUCCCAAAUGAUGGCUUUGGAUGCUAUAGUAUCUCUCUCUGGUCGCCUGACUUCCACGGGGAGGUCUUACAUGGAGUCGUGGUUGCUUAAGAUGGCAGGCUUUGAUAAGCCUUAUAACAACCUAAUGAAGGCUGAGAGGUCAAUGAAGUUUGACAAUGACUAUGCGGAAACAAUGGAGGAGGAAGAGAAAGCGACGAGUUCUUGGGAGAGACGCGUGGCAUUUGUGUUGUGCAACCAUGAGAAUGGUGCAAUCUUCAAGGCCCUGGCAGAAUGCUUCAAAAGUAACUCAAUUGAAAUGUCGAAAUCCUGCCUCGUGGCGGCUUCCUGGCUUACUCACAUGCUCUCAGUCCUCCCUGAUACUGGGGUGAGGGAUGCAGCUUCCAAGGCCUUGCUUGAUGAGUUUGUCAACACACUCCAAUCAGGAAGUGUGGAGGAGAAGAUUAUGGCAACCCUCUCUUUGAAGAGCUUCGUUACCGAUCCAGCUGCACUUCAAGAGCUGGGGAAAUAUGCUAGAUGCAUAUACAAGACAUUAAGGAAGCUGAAGAAAUACUCACCCAUUAUCUCAGAUGUUCUGAAAUCUUUGAUCAACUCUUCCUUUGUUGAUGCUUCAGAGUUAUGGAAUUGGAGUGAAGUGGUUGAGUUGGAAUCAUGUCAGAAUGGUGAAGUGCUAUCUUUGGUUCAUCUGAAAGGCAGACUGCUAAGCAGCCAUUCCGAUGGUACAAUUAAGCUAUGGGACGCAGGAAAGAGGGUUCCGAGAGUGAUCCAAGAAGUUCGAGAGCAUUCCAGAGCUGUCACUUGCCUUUACCUUUCCCCUGGCGACAACAAGCUAUACAGUGGUUCUUUAGACAAGACAAUUCGAGUUUGGGCGAUCAAACCAGAAGAGAUUCAUUGUGUCCAAGUUCAUGAUGUGAAAGAGGGUGUCUAUGACUUGACGGCCAGCUCCAAAGUCGCUUGCUUUGUCACUCAAUCAACUGGUGUUUACAAUUGGAGUGGAGGUCCAAGGCAUGUGAAUUUCAACAAGAAUGUGAGGUCUCUGGCCAUGUCAGGGGACAGGUUGUAUUGUGCAUGCUCUUGUUAUAGUAUCCAGGAAGUGGACCUCUCAAAGCUCACAUCAACGCCUUUCUACUGCGGCACUCGAAAGCUGCUAGGAAAACAAUCCCUCAAUUCAGUGAAAAUACAAGACGGGUUGCUCUUUGCCGCUGGUUCCGCGCUCGACGGAACGGCGGGGAAACUGUUUGCGCUCUCUAAUAGUAGGGGUCCCGCUUCCGUGGCCGGUUCGCUUUCCACGAGCUUUGACGUUAAGCACAUCACAGUUAACAAUGACUUCAUAAUCACCGCCUCAAAGUGGGGGGUUAUCGAAGUGUGGCUUAAAGAAAGAGUCACCAAAAUUGCUAGCAUGAGAACCAACGGCGGUGGGAAUGCCAAGGUGUCUUGUCUGACCACAGAUUCCGACGGCGGGAUGUUGUACGCUGGCUCUUCCGACGGAAAGAUUCAAGUAAGUAGAUUGCACUGCCCACUUCUCCUGUUGAACAAUAAACCACUUAGUCCCGAUAACUCGAAGUUCUUGGAAAAUGGUUGUCAUUUCUUUUUCUCUUACAUCGCCCAAAGUGUACAUAGAAUAAUUCGUGUGGGGUUCGGAUUUGCAGGUUUGGGCGCUAGACUAAAGGAGAAGGAUGCUGUUUUGGUUUAUAAAUUUUAGCUGUUGUUUUGGGCCAUAGAUUUGCUUGUGUAAAAAGAUUGUGAACCAUGGGCGACCCAUGUACGUACUUUGUCCAAUUAGUUGAUUGUGUCGCCAAGUUGAUGUUUAGUGUUAAUUGUCCCUUAACCCUAAUUACCAAGACUGUACAGAUUUUCCUAAGCAUUUGUGUUGUAUGUUGUCCGUCGAUACUAUAAAUAGUUGAUCAGUUCUAUAAUUAUACUCUUGAAUUACACCAUUCAGUUCCUUCAUCAA